Molecule: messenger RNA, 393 nt
Organism: Parnassius mnemosyne (clouded apollo)
Lineage: Eukaryota; Metazoa; Arthropoda; Insecta; Lepidoptera; Papilionidae
Source: the annotation of a GenBank genome assembly
AUGAACAGGCUUCAACCCGGUAUCAUCACCAAAGUUAACGUUUCGGGGGGUGAUUACAAGUUCAUGGACAAUAUUAAUCAGUUCCAAAAAGCAUGCGUUAAAUAUGGUGUACCAGACGUUGACCUGUUCCAAACAACUGACCUCUGGGACCAGAAGAACAUUGCUCUCGUGACGCAAACAAUCUUCGCUAUAGGCAGAACGGCAUAUAAACAUCCAGAAUGGCGCGGCCCCUGGCUCGGUCCUAGGCCCGCUGAGGAGAACCGUCGUGAAUUCAGUGAGGAUGUGCUCCGUGCCGGUGAAACUGUAAUAGGUCUACAAGCGGGCACUAAUAAAGUAGCUAGUCAGUCUGGACAGAACUUCGGCGCGUCUCGGAAAAUAAUUCUUGGCAAGUGA